Molecule: messenger RNA, 3378 nt
Organism: Chinchilla lanigera (long-tailed chinchilla)
Lineage: Eukaryota; Metazoa; Chordata; Mammalia; Rodentia; Chinchillidae
Gene: Tgm7
Product: transglutaminase 7
Exons: 13
Coding region: 17-2149 (710 amino acids)
Biological process (GO): peptide cross-linking
Molecular function (GO): protein-glutamine gamma-glutamyltransferase activity
Source: RefSeq, a predicted model, not a curated record
CAGGAGGAGGAGGGAGAUGGAGCCGGUGGCAGCACUGGAGCUCAGGUCUGUGGACCUGCAGAGCGCGGGGAACAACAAGGGACACCACACACAGGAGAUGGGCGUGGAGCAGCUCAUCCUGCGCAGAGGCCAGCUCUUCAGCCUCCAGCUGAGCUUCAACCGGCCCUGCCAGCCCCACAGCGACCACAUCACCUUCGUGGCUGAGACCGGCCCUGAGCCCUCGGAGCUGCUGGGGACCCGCGCCAAGUUCUUGCUCACCCAGGCCGGGCUUGGGGACAUCUGGAAAGUGUCUGACUUCACUGUUGACUCCACCUUCCUCCAAGUCUCCCUUUUCACACCAGCCAGCGCAGUCAUCGGUCACUACACGCUGAAGCUAGAGAUCGCUCAGAGCCAGGGCCGCAGUGUGACUUACCCGCUGGGCACGUUCACCCUGCUGUUUAACCCCUGGAGCACAGAGGACGACGUGUACCUGCCGAGUGAAGCCCUGCUGCAGGAGUACGUCAUGAGGGACUACGGCUUUGUUUACAAGGGUCACGAGGGCUUCAUCACGUCCUGGCCCUGGAACUAUGGGCAGUUUGAAAAGGACAUCCUAGAUAUCUGCUUCGAGAUCCUGAACAAGAGCCUGUACUUCUUAAGGAACCCAGCUAAGGACUGUUCCCAGCGGAACGACGUGGUGUACGUGUGCAGGGUGGUGAGCGCCAUGAUCAACAGCAACGACGACAGUGGCGUGCUGCAGGGGAACUGGGGUGAGGACUACUCCAGGGGCAUCAGCCCACUGCAGUGGAAUGGCAGCGUGGCCAUCCUGCGGCAGUGGUCCGCUCAGGGCGGGCAGCCCGUGAAGUACGGACAGUGCUGGGUCUUUGCCUCUGUGAUGUGCACCGUAAUGAGAUGCUUAGGUGUCCCAACCCGUGUUGUUUCCAAUUUCCAUUCUGCACACAACACGGACGGGAACCUGACCAUUGACACCUACUAUGACCGAAAUGCAGAGAUGCUUCCAACUCAGAAACGAGACAAAGUCUGGAACUUCCACGUCUGGAAUGAGUGCUGGAUGAUCCGGAAAGAUCUCCCACCGGGAUACAAUGGGUGGCAGGUCCUGGACCCCACUCCCCAGCAAACCAGCAGCGGGCUGUUUUGCUGUGGCCCUGCCUCUGUGAAGGCCAUCAGGGAAGGAGACGUCCACCUGGCCUACGACACCCCUUUUGUGUUCGCCGAGGUGAACGCGGAUGAAGUCAUUUGGCUCUCUGAGGAUGGUGAGGCCCGGGAAAUCCUGGCCCACAACACCCGUUCCAUCGGGAAGGAGAUCAGCACCAAGAUGGUAGGGUCAGACCAGCGCCAAGACAUCACCCGCUCCUACAAGUAUCCAGAAGGAUCCCCCGAGGAGCGAUCUGUAUUCAUGAAGGCUUCCCGGAAAAUGCUGGGACAGGAAAGGGCCUCCUCAUUCCUCCUGGAUCUUCUGGGGUCUGCGGCCUUUAAGGCUCAGCCCGCACAGCUGCAGCUUUACCUGGCCAGGGCUCCCGUAUGGGGCCAGGACCUGCUCCUCACCCUGCACGUCCGGAGGGUGCGGGACAGUGCCCAUCCCUGGGGUACCAUCAGGCUGGAGGUGCGGUUCUGCGCCCAGGCCCUGCUGCACAGGGGCAGCACCAGGGAGCCCCUCUGGAAGCAAGCAGUGCACCUGGACCUAGACUUCGGGAAAGAGAUACACUGGCCACUCCUGCUGCCCUACACCAAUUACAGAAACAAGCUGACCGAUGAGAAGCUGAUCCGCGUGUCUGGCAUUGCCAAGGUUGAAGAGACAGGGUGGUCGAUGCUGGUCCUCAAAGACCUCUCUCUGGAGCCUCCGUACUUAUCUAUUGAGGUGUCCAAAAGAGCAGAGGUGGGUAAGGCCCUGAAGGUCCACAUCGCGCUCACCAAUACUCUAGCAGUGGCCCUGAGUACCUGCACCAUGGUGCUGGAGGGAAGCGGUCUCAUCAAUGGGCAGAUAACAGAAGACCUCGGGACUCUGAAGUCUGGAGACACCCUCCAAAUUCAGCUGGACCUCUACCCCAGCAAGGCUGGGCCCCGCCAGCUCCAGGUCCUCAUCAGUAGCAAUGAGGUCAAGGAGAUCAAGGGCUACAGGGACAUCUUCGUGGCUGCAGCUGCAGCUCCCUGAGCCAGAUCCUGCCUUCCUGGUGCCCCUCAGGGCUCCUGGCUCUACCUCUGCCCUGGGGGCAAAUGAAGAAACAAUGCAGAUGUCCAUAUCGCUGGUGGUGCAGCUCCUGUGUUGAUCAGAUAUUUAUUGCUGCCAGUUUGUCCUCUUGGUCUAGCUGCCGACUAUGGCUGGGAACCUUCUUGCUCCCUGAGCCCCCACUCUGCCCCCUAGAGGCCGUCCACCCCAAGAUAAACUCCACAGCCCUCUGAUUGCCUCUCUGGAAUGAAGGAUCCAGAUUUCUCCUGCUCCUUAGUCUCAGCAAACCCCAAGCAGAGGAAGCCAUGCAGGACACCACAAGCUGUGCCUGCUGCCCAGCAGGGCGUCCUUGCUGCCUACCUGGGAGCACCUAGCAUGGUGGAGGAGCCCUUUCUUGGCAGAUUUACACCCCACAAGCAUUACCCCAGGCUCCCCUCAGUGCAGGCCCCCCAAGGCCUGGGAAGUACUUGUAGCCCUUCUUGCCUACACCCCUUAAUCUUUAUCCUCUCCCUAUCACCCUAACUCUCCUCAGUUGCUUUUAUGUUAUUAUUUUCCGGACAGAGGGAACCACUGUUUUGUGCUGUUUUCCUUAUGGUUAUCAAAAUCAUUUGUGUUUCUUCUUGAUAGUUUGGGAAGAACAAAAAAUGUUCCCACUCCACAGGAAAUCUCUUCCUUUGAGGAUGGGAGGGUUGAACCUACGGAGUGCUGAGCUAUACCCCAGUCCUCUAAAAAAAUUUUUUUUUAAAUUUUAAAGUAGGGUCUUGCUAAGUUGCCCAGGCUGGCCUCAAAUUUGUGAUUCUCCUGCCUCAGCCUCUGAAGUAGCUGGCACAGGUCCAUAAGUUCCUCACAUUGUACCCCACCCAACUUGAAGAGAAAAACUCUAACAGACAACCAGUCUGUUCAGACAGAAAGCCCCUCACUCAGCUUGAGAGACUAAAGUAAAUCUGUUUAUCAGGAUGAUUCCCAAGCCUAGUUCUCAGGUUUGCAGGAAACCUCGUAAGUCUACAGAAUGCCAGUCUGUAUUUCCCUCCCCCAGAAGCACCAGACCCACCAAUCACCCCUGAGAAACUUAAAUUUUCCACCUUCCUCUGUGGAAUUUCCCCCUCCCAUACCUAAAAUAGUCUAUAAAGGAGGCUUCCUUCCUUUGUUCAGGGCCAACAGCUUUCUCGUCCCUGGCUCAGGCUGCACCCAGCCUGAAAUAAAGAUAUUGUUAU